Mus musculus (house mouse) is the source of this 3445-nucleotide messenger RNA. RefSeq names its product CD36 molecule (gene Cd36). Gene Ontology annotation, molecular function: short-chain fatty acid transmembrane transporter activity; amyloid-beta binding; thrombospondin receptor activity. The record is from RefSeq and is marked validated. Lineage: Eukaryota; Metazoa; Chordata; Mammalia; Rodentia; Muridae. The coding region runs from base 359 to 1777 and encodes 472 amino acids. Gene Ontology annotation, biological process: lipid storage; cellular response to amyloid-beta; positive regulation of toll-like receptor 4 signaling pathway. The transcript is spliced from 16 exons. Gene Ontology annotation, cellular component: Golgi apparatus; plasma membrane; cell periphery.
AGAAUUCUCAGCUGCUCCGCUGUGGAAAUGGUGUGUUUACUUUCUGUGUCUCCUUCAACAGUCUCCCUGAAGCCAAUCUUAAGAUCCUGUGACUGGGCAAGCAAGCUGUUCUAGAAGUUGCUGCCUUCUGAAAUGUGUGGAGCAACUGGUGGAUGGUUUCCUAGCCUUUCAAAGGUAGUUUACAAAUGAUUUGAAGUGCUGAUCCUUUCAGAGUCUCAACAGAUUAUUUCUUAAACAGCUCAUACAUUGCUGUUUAUGCAUGAAUUAGUAGAACCGGGCCACGUAGAAAACACUGUGAUUGUACCUGGGAGUUGGCGAGAAAACCAGUGCUCUCCCUUGAUUCUGCUGCACGAGGAGAAUGGGCUGUGAUCGGAACUGUGGGCUCAUUGCUGGAGCUGUUAUUGGUGCAGUCCUGGCUGUGUUUGGAGGCAUUCUCAUGCCAGUCGGAGACAUGCUUAUUGAGAAGACAAUCAAAAGGGAAGUUGUCCUUGAAGAAGGAACCACUGCUUUCAAAAACUGGGUUAAAACAGGCACCACUGUGUACAGACAGUUUUGGAUCUUUGAUGUGCAAAACCCAGAUGACGUGGCAAAGAACAGCAGCAAAAUCAAGGUUAAACAAAGAGGUCCUUACACAUACAGAGUUCGUUAUCUAGCCAAGGAAAAUAUAACUCAGGACCCCGAGGACCACACUGUGUCUUUUGUACAGCCCAAUGGAGCCAUCUUUGAGCCUUCACUGUCUGUUGGAACAGAGGAUGACAACUUCACAGUUCUGAAUCUGGCUGUAGCAGCUGCACCACAUAUCUACCAAAAUUCAUUUGUUCAAGUUGUGCUCAACUCUCUUAUAAAAAAGUCCAAGUCUUCUAUGUUCCAAACAAGAUCUUUGAAAGAACUCUUGUGGGGUUACAAAGAUCCAUUCCUCAGUUUGGUUCCAUAUCCUAUAAGUACCACAGUUGGUGUGUUUUAUCCUUACAAUGACACUGUAGAUGGAGUUUAUAAAGUUUUCAAUGGAAAGGAUAACAUAAGCAAAGUUGCCAUAAUUGAGUCCUAUAAAGGGAAAAGGAAUUUGUCCUAUUGGCCAAGCUAUUGCGACAUGAUUAAUGGCACAGACGCAGCCUCCUUUCCACCUUUUGUUGAAAAGUCUCGGACAUUGAGAUUCUUUUCCUCUGACAUUUGCAGGUCUAUCUACGCUGUGUUCGGAUCUGAAAUCGACCUUAAAGGAAUCCCCGUGUACAGAUUUGUUCUUCCAGCCAAUGCCUUUGCAUCACCCCUCCAGAAUCCAGACAACCAUUGUUUCUGCACUGAAAAAGUAAUCUCCAAUAACUGUACAUCUUAUGGUGUGCUAGACAUUGGCAAAUGCAAAGAAGGAAAGCCUGUGUAUAUUUCGCUUCCACAUUUCCUACAUGCAAGUCCAGAUGUUUCAGAACCUAUUGAAGGCUUACAUCCAAAUGAAGAUGAGCAUAGGACAUACUUAGAUGUGGAACCCAUAACUGGAUUCACUCUACAAUUUGCAAAACGACUGCAGGUCAACAUAUUGGUCAAGCCAGCUAGAAAAAUAGAAGCAUUAAAGAAUCUGAAGAGACCUUACAUUGUACCUAUACUGUGGCUAAAUGAGACUGGGACCAUUGGUGAUGAAAAAGCAGAAAUGUUCAAAACACAAGUGACUGGGAAAAUCAAGCUCCUUGGCAUGGUAGAGAUGGCCUUACUUGGGAUUGGAGUGGUGAUGUUUGUUGCUUUUAUGAUUUCAUAUUGUGCUUGCAAAUCCAAGAAUGGAAAAUAAGUAGUGGAUGAGCCUACAUAUACACUGGCUACAUCUUUGGUAAAGCCGAUCUACAAAAUGAAAACUUAAUAUAUGCUUCGUUUUUACAAAACACACCUAUCUUUAGGAGAAGAAAUGGUGGUGUGUGCUCUCUCUCUCUUUCUCUUUCUCUCUUAUUGCAGAUAUAUAUUUAUUUGUAAAUAUAUAUAUAUGCAAUAAGUCACAGCAUAUUUCAAAAGAUUAAUAUGUCACUAUAGGCAAUAUUUUUUAAUAAAAUCUUGCACUUUUAUUAAAAGUCCAUCAUUUGCAACUGAGUGGACUUCAAUUUCUGUAGACCCAAUUAUCCUGUUUGGUUCUGAUUUACUGAUUUGUUCCAUGUUGGCAAAUUUCAAGAAUGUACAUUCUGAGAAAUUUUUGUUUUCCCUCACUGGAGGAAACUGCUAUCAUGACUGGGGUGGCCCCUUUGUUUAUAGCAAAUUUGGCUUGCAACUGUCAGCACAUGGCAUAAGUAUAACAUCUUGAAAGACUUAAGAAUGAAAAAUGAACAAUUCACAUGUGAGCCACUGCUUAUAUAUUAAGUCUCUCCCUCUCUGGAGUUCUUGGCUACAGCAAGGCCAGAUAUCACAUUGGUUUUGGUUUUGUUGUUUUUGUUUUGUUUUUGUUUUUUACUCUCUGACACAGAGCUUAUGAAAUGGACUUUUUUUUUUUUUUUUAGCAUACCUUAGCUCUUUGUAUUUUAAGUAUGUCGUCAUGUUCCAUGCUGCAUAGCUCUUUAAAAAACCUGAGUAGGUUUUUCUCUUUCUGCUCAGCUGCAACUAAUAACAACCUUGGAGAGCUGUUAUAGUGUUAAAAGAUGUAAAUGAUAAUAAAAGAAUUAUUAAAUGGAAUCCUACAAAAGCAACAAUGGGCUUUAAUAUAUAUUUGUGGUAAUAUCUCCUGCUUUCAUAAUCACCCAAAAAAAGGACUGGUUUCUAACAUUAAAAGAAGUCGUUCCUUAAAUUCAACCUUUUUGUCUAGUUACUAUUGAAUCACAGUAUGUUAUUUAUUGUAUUUUAUUUUGUUUUUUGUAGAAGUGUUCUAUCUGAGAUUCUGUGUCCUUCUGAAUCAUUUAACCUUUCUGCUAUGUCUUAAUGCAAUUGAACACAGAUAUUUUGUUAUAAUUUUAUAGCAGCAGUGUGAGACUGAAGGCAAAUAUUUUCCAGGGUAAGACACAGUGAUAGGUUGUUCUACUUCCUUUAGCAGCAUAAUCAAUUUCACUUAGUAUUAGUCCCAAUAAAUUCUGGUAUAAGACACAAAAUAAAAACAAACAUUUUCUGUUCUAUACGUAGAAAAAUAAAAGGAAAGGUGAGACAACUAACUCUCUUGUCUAGAUAUAAAAAUAAUCAAAACUGCAUGGCAGCUUUGGGCAGGAGUGCUGGAUUAGUGGUUAGGAGUCAUCAAUGUUCCUACAGAAGACCUGGGCUUGGUACCCAGCUUCUAUACGUCUGCUCACAGCCUCAUAUGAUUCCUGUCAGUUGAUACUAUGCCCGCCUCUCCUGUGCACCCUUCUGCACUGCAUGUGGUGAUCAUUUAUACACUCAGGUAUGCAUGCACACAUGGAAUUUAAAGAGGCUGGAAGAGUGUAUGAGAAGGUUGUAGAGGAGAAAGGAGUGUGGGAAACGAUGUCAUUAAAAUCAGAUUUAAAAGAAA